Parnassius mnemosyne (clouded apollo) is the source of this 1698-nucleotide messenger RNA. The record is from the annotation of a GenBank genome assembly. Lineage: Eukaryota; Metazoa; Arthropoda; Insecta; Lepidoptera; Papilionidae.
AUGUAUGUAAUUACUCUAAGGUUCGAACUUUCAUCGAAAGUGUGGUAUGUACAAAUUACAUCAAUCUUUUUUUCUUUUUAUUGGUCUUUUACUCUAUUGCUGAGCACACGGACAAAAACGCUGAGCGCAACGAGCACAACUGAGUCAAUAGAAAUCCCUUUGAUCGCUGAUAGAUGGACGAAUAAUAUAAAUUACAGGCAGCUUGUAAUGUCUUCAUGCAUUGGCAUCGUCCAAGUAUGGUGGCACCCUUACUUACACGACUUGCGUAAAUUCCUACCGUUCCUUUUUCUCUACAAUAUAUUUAGCGUACUCUUCGGCUAUCCUUUACUAUAUUUGGAAUUGGCUUUAGGAGUGGUAACAAAAAAAGGAGUUCUAAAUUGUUGGGAUCUAGCGCCUAUGGCCAGAGGUGUAGGCUUCGCAAUGUUGUCGUCUUGCGCUUUGACGGCUUUAGUGACAGGUGUAGUGAGUGCGUGGUGUUUGGCUUUGUUCGUGCAUUCGUUUCACUCGUUCUUGCCGUGGCUGCACUGUGCGGCAACGGCGCAGCCGGCUUGCGCUGCGAGGCACCGACCCCUCCCACAGGGAAGCGAGACCCCACCACAAUCCUUCUUCUUCAAUUUUGUUUUGACCUUGAAACGUGACGGACUAAAAGGUGGCCUGGGUAACAUAGUGCCAGAAGUGACAUUCUAUUAUAUAAUUUGUUGGGUACUGAUCUACUUCAUGACUUUCAAGCGAAUAUAUGGCUAUUCUAAAUUAAUAUUAUUCAAAGAUGUUCUUGCUUACUUCAUGCUGAUUAUCUGUGUGCUGGGUGCUGUACGGCUCGACGGAGCUACUACGAUGUUUAACGAAUGUGAUUGGGGCGUAUUGUUUGAAGGAACCCAGAUUUGGCGCGAUGCAUUAGAAUAUUCCCUUGUACAGAUGUCUGUGUCGCAAGGGGUAUUAGUUAUGCUGGGCGCAUAUUGUCCCAAGGAGCAACACAAGCUCGCUACUACGGCUUUACUUACGUUCAUCGUAUCUAAAACGUGCUGUAUGGGUAGUGGCCUCGUACUUGGCGCAGCUCACGGAGCUCUACGCAGAGAUUAUGAUACCGAAACAAAAAUCUGGAACGGUUCUUCAUCAUCGCUGAUAUUAUGGGCAGAUUACGUAGCCAGGAUACCCGGCAGUCAGUUUUGGUCGGCUAUUGUUUUCUUCACUCUUUUUGUUCUAGCAUUGUCUACCACGGCGUUACUGGUUCAAACUAUAAUGUCAACUUUCACGGGGCAUUCUAUAAGAAAGAUCACUUGGGCAUUUCUAGUGAUGAUUUGUGUGUUGUUUUGUUUCAUCGGCAUCAUGACUCUGUGUACACAGGCGGGACUGUAUGUCCUAAACUUUCUAAUGACGUGGCCGGUGUCCAAAGUGCGCGCGCCUAUAGCGGCAGUUGUAGCGACGGUCAUAACAUACAUGUAUGGACAGACGACGUUCUGCGAAGAGGUCUACUUCGCCGUGGGUGAAUACCCGUGCAUGUUUAUGAGAAUAUGCUGGGCUGUUUCGCCAGUCAUACUCGUGGUAAUACUUCUAACUGGUAUGGACGCAUUAUCGACCUUUGAAGCGACAGUUGGAUCAAUAUCAGUUAUGCUAUGUUUGCUAGCUAUUCCUAUAUUCCUGAUCUUCUAUUUCGUAUUCAGGUGCAGAGUAAGGAACAUCGUGGAUAAUGAGAAAUAA